AUGACAGAUUGGAAUAAUAUUUUAAAAAGAAAUAGAGAAUAUAUCAAAGCUAAGAAUAAAAUAAAGACCCAAGUUGAAAAUAAUAGAUUACAACAACUCGGAUUAACGGAAAAUCUACAGACUCUAUUUCAACCCAUAUUAAAAUCUCAAGAGGAUAUUAAAAGGAAAUUAGAAUAUAAACCUCCUAUAGAACCCUUAGCUCCUAUAGAACCUCCCAAAGCGAUUGAAUAUAAUGGUAUAAUAAUUAGGACAUUAGAUGAUAUAAAUCGUCUUUUUUCAAACCCUGACCCAGAUUUACCAAAGAGCAUUUCACCAAUCGUUGAUAAUCAAGUUGAAACAUAUUUAAAUAAAGUUAUUCCUGAUGAAGAGGAAUCAGAUGAUUAUGCAGAAGAUUAUCCACCAAUCAUACAAGAAAUAGACGAAUUCGAAGAUAUGGUAUCUGGAGAAGGUAUAACGUUUUUAUCCGACAACAACGAGGAACUACUUAAUAGAUUACGAGUAAUAUUAGCGGCCAUGAAGGAAGGACAUCAAUCGCACAGACAAUAUAAUGAAGUAAAUUGUAUAUUAAAAAGACUCCUAGAGAAAGGUAUCAUAGAUAAAAACGAUUAUAAAAGCGUGAUUAAAAAUGUCAAAUAA
Lottia gigantea (owl limpet) is the source of this 636-nucleotide messenger RNA. RefSeq lists its product as hypothetical. The coding region runs from base 1 to 636 and encodes 211 amino acids. The transcript is spliced from 2 exons. NCBI's taxonomy places the organism in Eukaryota, Metazoa, Mollusca, Gastropoda, Lottiidae. The record is from RefSeq and is a predicted model, not a curated record.